This is a messenger RNA of Brassica napus (rape), 2903 nucleotides long. Its product is annotated as protein PHYTOCHROME KINASE SUBSTRATE 1-like. The transcript has a single exon. Bases 144 to 1475 code for a protein of 443 amino acids. Gene Ontology annotation, biological process: phototropism. Lineage: Eukaryota; Viridiplantae; Streptophyta; Magnoliopsida; Brassicales; Brassicaceae. The record is from RefSeq and is a predicted model, not a curated record.
UAUAAUUGACAGACAUUUAUCCAAGAACAGUAUUUUUAUAUUCAGUUCACAUACAAACAACUGGCCAGUGUCUCAAAGUGGAACCCAGUCACAGUGAUCAUUAACACUUAAGCUUCAUAGAAACCAGCUUUCAACACUUUGUCAUGUUUCCUUAUUUAUACUCUAAUCUAAUUCACACACCAGCAAAGAGAAAAGAAGAAGAUAAUCAAAGCAACCCUAUUAAAAAAAUGGUGACCUUAAUAUCAUCAUCUGCUUCAACACCAAAGAUAUCUUUUGAUUUCACCAAGGACAACAACUAUCCCAGCCUCAAUGUCCCUGUCUCUUCUUCUCCUUCUUCUUCUUGCUUGAGAAGCAAGGAAGAAGCUGUUGUCACAACCAAGACGCUCAUGGAACCGUGCAAACCCCUAAUCAUUAACAACAAUCCUGAAGAUGAUCAGGAGAUUGGUGAUGAGAAGAAGGUGGUUAAGAAAGCUCCUGAAGAACCAGAGAUUGGUGUGUUUGGAGCUGAGAAGUACUUCAGUGGAGACAUGGACUCAGACCAGAGUUCUAGUGUUCUGUCUCUGACAAAACCCGAAGUUGAGCGGUUUGUUGUUGAAAUGAAGCAGACAGAGAAGAAAUCUACUGGAACGGCGAGUGUCUGUACUGAAUCAAGCUGGAAUAGUCAGAGCUUGUUGCUUAAGAACAAACUGGUGAAUAGCUGCAACGGUUCCUUGCAAGACAAGAAGACUAAUAGUGGUCAGAUUCAAAAGGUGAACAACAAUAAGAAGAGCUUUCUCUCAAACCUUAGGUGUAAAUGCUGUUCUGAUGUGGAUGACAAGAUCUCGGUUAAGAGAAGCUCUGAUCAAAAUAUCUCUACUUCCACAAGGAGCAAGAUCGAGAAUCAGAUGAGUUCUUCAGUGAAUCUGAGCACAGAACCGAUCAAGAUUCAGAAGCAAGAAGACUUGGUACAUAGGAUGUCUCCUGAAGUGUUUGGAUCUCCUGUAAACAUCGAGAAGAAACUCACAAUGCCUCCAUGGGAAUCAAGAAGUGAAGGGAGUGAUUCUAGCUCGGAUCUGUUCGAGAUAGACAAUCUUACAGGUAAACCAAAACCUUUUCUUACAAGGCAAGUAAGUGAUUAUGCUCCGAGCGAAGUAAGCAUAGAGUGGAGCGUAGUGACGGAAAGUGCAGCAGGUUUCUCGGUUAUGUCAGAAUGUGCAACAAGCCCUGUAAGAAGAAACCGCUCUUCUCAUAUUCCUCGGGUCCCUACUAAAAAUGCACCGCAGAUUCGGAAAACGAAUAGCAGCAGCAGAAGUGGCGGUUUCUUGUUGAGCUGCAAGGGUUAUAAGUCUGUUAUGGUGUCUGGUGAUUCAGAGAGAAGAAGUAGCAUGAACAAGAACAAGAACAAGACAUCCCCAAGUUAUGUUCCAAGAUUCCCAAUGGAGACUACUAAACCUAAGAGUUUGGAAACACGAAGAAAAUUUUCAGUAAAAUUGUAAAACUUAUGUAAUGUCUUGUCGUGUUCUUGAUCACAAAAGAAAACUCAAAAAGUGGAAUUUGGUUAGAAAGUAAAAAAACAGCAUUUUAAUCAAGUUAAAAACACAGAUCCGGAAUGCAGCAAAAAUGAUUAGACAAUUAUAAAACAUUGGCUCCACCACGUUUUGUUAUAUUUUUUAGAGAGAAAAAAGUUUUGUCAAUUAGCUUCAAAGGGUUAUAAAUCAAACGUUUGUCAGAAAGAGCUAUUAAUGAGGAAACUUAAAUAAUGAAAGUGUCAUUUUACCUAAUAUAUCCAAAGAUCAUGACCCUAAAGGCCAUUGUUUGUCUGUGAUAAAGGCAAAGCAGACAAAAACCCAUAACUGUUUCUUUGAAUAUAGGUAUGAAGUGAUGUGAGUGAAACUUAAGAACCAAAGGGCCUUGCUAAGAGAAUAAAUGCAAAGAAGAUGUAUGUCUUUGUAGCCAACUCAUUAUGGGAAAGACUGAAAUUAACCCAAAGUGAUCUUAUCCACACUCCAUUAAACCUUCUCUAGAGGUAAGUGUUGAUUCUGAAAAUGAUUUAAAUUUCAGUCCACCAGUAAAAGACCAAUAUUCCUUUAAGAUUAAGGAAAAAAAGUAUUUUUAGCUGAUUUUCUAAGAAGAAAAUAAAUAUCUGGUUUUGAAGUUGAAUUAAUAUGUGUCUAGAAGAUUGUAAAUUAUUCAUUGACAUAAUCAACUUACAAACUCUAAAAUUGGAUUUUGCCCCAAUCGUGUUUACUUUCUAGAUGUUCUUGCUUUUUUCGGUACCUGAUUCGGGUUUGUUCAAAACAGUAAGAUUUCAAGAAACAUCAUGGAUAAAAAAAACCCAAGACAUCAAAGCUAAUACAGUAUGGGUUUGAUCCAAAAAUGUAUGCAGAUGUUGAUGAAGAUAAGCAUUGUAUCCUUCUCAAGGAAAAUAAUUGAGGCUAUAAAAUAUUAAAGUAAAUUUUAGAAUCACAUCAUGAUCUAACUACUCACCAUAUGUGGAGAAGAAAAGAACAGCAAAAGCAAGAAGACGUUUUGUACUCAUUUUUAUUGAUUGGUUGGCCAUGCUUCAAAGCGCCCACCUACUUUUAUAAGGCAAGUGGGUACGGAAAAUCGGAUCCCACAUGACAGAGAAUGUCUGAGAGAAGUUCUUAUCUUACUUCCUUCAGAGUUUGUGGUGAAACAUUCACUUUCUUGAGGUGAACUGAAAGCUGUUCCCAAAGAGACACAUGAGAAGCAGAAGACUCUUGCGUAUAGACUAUAGAGAGAAGAGUCUUGUGUGGUCGCUAACUAGUGUGAUUGACAACAAUUGUUUUUCCUUACCUAAUUGACACUAAUCUCUGUAAUUACAAUGAGUAGAUUCAUCGGUGUAUGCAUAUAUAUGCUUGUAAGAACUAAAGGAUGAACAACGAUUUGAUUUUCUUUUGUUA